UUUUAAGCCAAGGUCAGAUACGCUUUGUAUUAUAUAAUCAUCAGCUAUAAGAAAUUAUAUGUUUUAGUUCGCAUAAAUUUAAGCAAAUUAGUUAAAGUCAGUGUCAAGUUAUUAAGAUAAAGUUAGUGUCUAUCAUAUGUAUUGCCUCUGACAUCAUCUCUCUCCCCCUUCCCCACCAUUGACCAAGCAAAUAAGAUGGCAUCACCAACUAUUGAAACUUUCUGCUGUGUGGAAUCCAGCUCUGAGCCAAGUAUUGUAAUGCGCCUACAGUUUCAUUACACACCAUAUAAUAUAGUUUGUGUUUUAUCAUCACUCUUAGGAAUGCUAGGUGCAAUUUACCAGAUUUUGCCUUCUCCUGCAUCUAAUGUUCCUCAUAGGCACAGAAGUAUUGGUCAUACACAGAAAGCCAUAAUUAAUUGGUUGGCAAUGGCUGACUUCUUUGCUGCUUCAGGUAUUCUUCUAAGAUCAAUUUUCUGGUUGUGGAGGGGAGAUUUUGUAAAAGAUGAUGGAUCAGAUUUAAUUAUAUGUGCGAUUUUUGCAGUGUGGGUUCGUUAUUUUUAUACUGCAACGUAUAUGUGGACAAUAUGUUAUGCUAUAGAUGUUUUUCUUGUUUGCAAACAAAAAGUGGGAAGUCAAAAAUGUUAUCAUGCAUUUUCAUGGUUUAUGCCACUUCUCCUGACUACCACAGGCUUGGGAACAUUGUAUUUGCCAAAUUUUAGGUGUCAUACAGGGCCAUUAAGAGUAUUUCCAAAUUAUUUAUUGUCAUACAUUCCCAUACUUCUCAUUAUGAUAAUGAAUCCUAUCUUAUAUUAUAUCUCAUCUAAAAAUGUUCGCAUUUUACUUACUGGAGGCCUUGGACAAUUGACUUAUUUGGAGCACAAUUUAUUAGCUGCCUUAAAAGAAAAGUUCUUUUGCAUUGUGUUAGUUUUUUACAUAUGCUGGCUUCCAAAUAUAGUGAAUGGAAUUUUGCUGUGGGGCAUCUGGGAAAAUUUGCCACGAAAUAUUUUAGUUGGUGUGUGGUAUGUGAUGGCUAUUAUGAAUCCACUUCAAGCUGUUUUCAAUUCACUUGUCUACAAAGGCUGGAAAGGUUGCUCAUUUUCAUGCGUUGAGUUGAAAGCCUAUUUCUGUUGCUGCCGAGAGCGACCUCAUUCUGGACUUUUAAUUGAAAGAUCCUCAUCAGAUCAACAAUUAACGGCAGAGAGACCAACAUUUUCAACUAAUAAUUUUCAAGAUUGACUGAAAUAUUUAAGUGCCUAAAAUACUCUGGUUGUUAUGAUGUUUUGUAAAUAUAGUGAAACCUUUCUAAGGCGAACCCCCACUGUUACAAUUUUUUUUUUUUUUUUUAUGUUUUCAUAAAAAAAUAUAGAUUUGACUGGUUACCUCUCUGUAUAUAUUUGAUGAUGUCAUUCAGUAGUCAUGUUAGAAAAUAAUUUUAUAAUUACCAAUACUAGUGUUUAUUAAUAGUCUGAAAUACAUCUAUCCUUUUUGGGGUUCAUGGUUUAGAGAGGUUUCACUGUGUAAUUUCUUAAUAUUUAUAACAAGUGUUUAAAUUUGGAAUCUCAUGAUUAUUUAACAUAUUUUUAUAAUAUGUUUAGUGCACAAUUAUUUAAAAAUAUAACAUAAUUUUUUCAGACAAGCUUUACUAUGAAGCAGGCUAGAAUAUUAGCUAACUUUUUAAAACAAUUUUCUUAGCAUUUGUCAAGCAAAAUUUUAUACAUUAAUUACCAGCUAUGCACAAAACUUGCUUUUAAUGCAUUUUUCCUAGCAUUUUUAAAUGCAUUUCAUAAUAUCUAUUGGGAAGUACACCAAUGUAAAAUUAUGAAAAAAAAUCUUAGAUUGAUGCUUUGCUUUUAUGAUGACUUUGAGUAUCAUCUUCUAAUUAGAAUCUCUUAUUUUUUUUUUCACAUUGAAUUCACAAAAUGUGAAAGUCUUUCAUUUUGGGAGAUUUGGGAUUUUUCAUUACACCAUCAUGUAUGUAAAUUGCUUUUAAAUUUUUGUUUUUUCGUGAAAUUGUUAUUCAAUAAUGUAAAAUUUCAUUUCUCCAGAUUGAGAUAGUGUGAAGUUUAUCUUCUACUGAGGAUAUAUGCUUUGGUUUUUGUCAGCAGUUGCCAGCAUUUAGACAUCAUUAGUAACUGUAGUUUGCUACUGUAAAAUAGGCACUUCAGAUUAUUUUUUUCACCUGACUUGCCUCAUAAUUAUAGUAGUGGCAGCUUUGGCAGAUUCCCUAACUGUUUCUUUUCCAUUAAAUGUGUUUCUGUGUAAAUUGGGAAGAAUAAAAAAGAUCUUGCUGUGCUUAUUUCAAAGUAACAGAUUAUUAGUCCAAAGGGGCAAUUUGCCCUGAAGGCCUAUUAAUUUCAUUUUGGCAUUUUGUGCUGGAACACAAUAAAUGUUGAUACAAUUUUCAAAUUAUUGCCACCAAAUAUUAUCGACUUGUGUUAUAUUUAAAAUAAUUUAAUAAUGAAGAAUCUGUAUAAACAUAUGUAUGUUUCUCGCAUUGGGAUAAAACAACAGUACCUAGAACCAUCAAAUUUUGAAUAACGAAAUCUUCUACCAAAUACAGGCAUCUGGAAGCCCAGAUUUGGAAUUUAAAAUUUGUUUAUUAGUGAUUUCAUAUCUGAAGCUGGCACAAAUGUAACAUAGUUGGCUCUGAAUUUAAACUAGUUGGCAAAUAUCAACAGGUAAAUAAUAUACAGUCGAGAAUAACAACUUCUAGAGAGACUUAGACCGAAGGUAAACGCGUGCUACUCAGGAUUCCUAGUUGUCUGUCUCGAAGUUGACUUAAACCUUCCUUAAAUACUACUUCCAACUCAUUUGUAUUCAUUGCAGUUCUAAAAACUCAUUCUGGUAGGAAGUUGUAAGUUGAAACAAGAAUUGUAGGAAAGUACAUCGAAAUUAAAAUAACUGUUAUAAAAUUAAAAUAUACCUUACAAAGUAUAAAAUAAAAAUUUUUUGCAAUAUUAUUAAAAAAAUGCAAAUAAAUUCUCUCUUUAUGUUUUAUUAAACAAUGCACUUUUGUAAUAUUGAAGAUAAAUAGAAGAUUAUUAAUUUGCAGCAAUACCUAUUGAGAAUGGAUAGAUAUUGCAAACUGAAAACAUUUAUAGAGCUGUUAAAAAUUUCAUAAUAUAUCAUAAGUAAAUUUAAAUUUCUAAUUUUAAUAAUUCUGUUUGAAAUACUAUUAACAACAAUAGUAGUAUACUGUCAUAUGUUUUUUCGUAGAAUGGCAGAAAUGGGCUUGAAUUGUACUGUAAAAUUUUUGUUAUGAUUUUUCAAAUGUGUGACUUUUGCAUAUUUGCUCACUUUCGGGAAAUCCUUUUUAACAAAUUUCUUUGACAUAAACUGUCAAUGAAUAUAUAUAUUUGAAAUCCAUCUUUUAAAGAAAGUUCUUGGAUUCCACUGUUUUCACUGAAAUGUUUUGCACUGAGAUAUAUUAGAAAAUAUAUAUUCACUUCUAAUUAAUAAAACAUUGAAAAAGUUAAUAUAAAACAAAACUGUCUCUAAAAAUAUACAUAUUGUGAGAAAAAUGCUUUUUUAUACUACUGUUUUGAUAAAGCUGACUUUCGUUAAUCGGGAUUUUACUCUAGCAAACUAGAAUAUGUUGUUUUACAUGUUUAUCAUAAAUGUGACGUUAUAAAUGUUAUGUUCUUUUACAUCUUUAACAUAAAUGUGAUGUGCAUAUGCAUUUUCACAGUUUCAGUUUUUCAACCAAGUGCAUGAGAAUUCAGUUUCAUUUUUACUUUAUUGCAUGUACUAUGCCCUAAAAUGAUAAGAGAUAUUGCAAAACUGAAUUUCAUUUUCAGUAAAAUUUCUAAUAGAGUAAUUAUGAAAUCAGGAUAAAUUUUAUGAAGUUUUACGUGAAAAUUUAAUAAUAUUUCCGAGCACAUAAAAACUAAUAAUUUUGUAUUGAAUGUUCGAGUGAAAAGAAUUUAAGUUAAAUUCCUGUAUUGUGCGGGUUUAGUGUCUUUAACUAGACAGUUUUCACUUUGGAACAACACCAUAAGAAGUAUGAUUGGUUUUCUUAAAAUUUGUUUGUAUAUUUUCCUUUUCUAAGUUUAAAUCUGAAUUUCAUUCACUAUGAAUAUGGAAAUUAUUUUUUGUGCUUAUUUAAAACUGAAUUAUUUAUAUACACUCAUGUCCAUAAAUUAAGGAUAAUGCAAAAUCAGGCAAAGGAAGAGUUAGAAGCAAAACAAAUUUGACUUAUUUG
Stegodyphus dumicola is the source of this 4201-nucleotide messenger RNA. Its product is annotated as G protein-coupled receptor 143-like. Gene Ontology annotation, biological process: G protein-coupled receptor signaling pathway; melanosome organization; regulation of calcium-mediated signaling. Gene Ontology annotation, molecular function: dopamine binding; L-DOPA binding; L-DOPA receptor activity. NCBI's taxonomy places the organism in Eukaryota, Metazoa, Arthropoda, Arachnida, Araneae, Eresidae. Gene Ontology annotation, cellular component: melanosome membrane; plasma membrane. The record is from RefSeq and is a predicted model, not a curated record.